AUGUCGCUAAUUAAAGGACAAACGGCUGCUGCUGCUCUUAUGCUUGUAUUGUCUAUUAUUUAUAUUAUUAUUUACAUUGUGACGAGUGUUCAAGUAUCCCGAACAAAAAAUCCAAUGAUAAAUACCAUUGCACCAGAUCAGCAGCCGGUGAAUGACCCAACUAAAUCGCCAUACACACAACCAUCCAUUUAUAAUAUUCCAGCACAAUUCUUACCUCUAACCAAUUACCCUCCACCCGUACGUCAAGCGCCUGGAUCGCCCAAGUACCAUCGACCUGCUGGUGCAGAACAAAUAAUACCAACAACAUCAGCCAACCCUACAACAUCAACCAACCCUGUUCAAGAAGUUUCUUGCCCAUUGUGUAAAUCAAAAGUACCAAUACCCUUCUCUCCAAACUAUCAGAAUGUAUUGACUGUUUAG
Molecule: messenger RNA, 420 nt
Organism: Didymodactylos carnosus
Lineage: Eukaryota; Metazoa; Rotifera; Eurotatoria; Philodinida; Philodinidae
Source: the annotation of a GenBank genome assembly